GUUCAGUCUUUUCAGAUACGCACCACCCCAAUCCGCUUCUUCCUCUCUCUCUGCUCUUUUCUCAAUUCUCCCCUCUUCGUUCCUCUGCUAACAGAUUGGCCUCAAGAAUCUCCUCAAACAUGUUGUAGUCUCGAGUUCUAUUGUUUUUACCAAUGGCUGUGUCUUCAUCUUCUUGCAUUCACCUGGGAAUGCCCAAAGCUCACUUCACUAAAAGGAGCUGCCUUUCCAGGAACCCUCCUGUAAACAUCACCCAAAGGAAGCCAUCAAGGGAAGCUCGGAAACGUUGUGUCUCUACUUCCUUGAAUCUUGGAGAUUAUCUUACUCGUGGAGAGUCUUCUUGUUCUAAAUGUACUUGCUUGGCAUCUCUCGCUGACUUUGACGCUGUUGCUGGCUCCGGUUGGGUCCCUAUAGGUGAUCAAGUUCUCUUGAUGACCAGUGUUUUCCUCACGUAUAUGGCUGGAGUGAUUCCUCUUCGAAACUCUGGUUACUCUUCCAGAAAGAACACCGUGGAGGAGGAGAGUCCAGAUCUUGGAGCUUCAGAGUCUUCUGGUAGGGACACAGGUUUUGAUGGUGAUUUGGAGUCUGUGUGGGAUGUGGUGAAAGGAAAGCUUUUAGAUUCUUUAGACGCCGUCAAGCGUGAGAGUACACUUGGAAGCAGAGUCCUGAAACCCAAACCUCCCCAAGGGAAGCCUCCUCUGAGCUUGUAUGCUAUAUCUGAAAGGCCACAGUUGUACUUGCUCUGGUCUUGCUUCCAGAAACUUGAAGAAGAGACAAAUAAGAUAUCUAACACAAUCAAUUCGGAUGAGUGGAUGGUUAGUUUUACUGAUAUUGUCAGUGAAGCAUAUCAAGGAGCAUGCACAGCUUGGCUAAAGAGGGAACUGUGUAUGGAAGACACUGAUUCUGACACUGCGAUGACUCCUUUGCUGAUCAAAAUGCUAAAUGAAAAGGAAGCUAUCUUUGACAAAAUAAGAAAAUCAGGCAAGGAGGAUCUGUUUGCAGAGUUCUUGUACUUCCAUAGAUUUGGAUCUUUAAGGAAAGCUUCCUGCUACGACCUGAGCUUGUUUCGUACUCACGGAGUUGCUAUUUUGGAAGACUUGAUGAUAACGUUAGCAGAUGGGGUCGCCAGCAUCUAUCUAGAGCUCAUUUCCGUUGACAGCAAGUUUUCAGAUGAGAUGAACGGUGGAGGAGGGUUAGAUAUCUGUAGCCUCUCUAGCAGAGCACUUCAAAAACUACGCAACGAGGUAGCUUUAUACCAGUGGUUACAUCAGAACAUGGAAGCGGUUGUGUCUAUGUAUGAGGAUCGGUUUGACCUCUACAUUCUUCAAACUCAGGUGAUCAACAACCCUGAUGGUGGUGGUGAUACAAAAAGCUAUAGUUGGUGGAGAAAAGCUAAAGCUGCCUCAUCAUCACCGUUGCGAUACUCCGUAAUAAGUGAUUUCUCAUUGCCUGUUAAACGAACAAAGGAGCUUAAGGCUUUAUCAGGAUGGAGGUACUACUUCAGUCUGUUUUUGGAGUUAUCAGACAUCGGGAUGCCAAUCAUAAGAGUGGUGGUGGAUAAAGUGAGUAGCGUCAUAUCCUUCUUUCUUGUCACCUUGAUCGGUAGAUCAGUUGGACUCAUUUUUACUGGCAUUAGACAAUCUCUCCGGUGGAAAUGAAAACCUCAUACAACAUGGGAUUAGUAAAUUUAUUUUCUUGGUGUGCCCUUUUGAUGAUUCUUGUUUUGGUAAGUGAUGAUAAGUUGGUGUAAUUCAUUUAGACAAAACUCUCAGUUUUUGGCACAUUGAUUCAACAACAAUAAUGACUUUUUUCGGAAAAAAAAAA
Brassica oleracea var. oleracea is the source of this 1821-nucleotide messenger RNA. RefSeq lists its product as uncharacterized. The record is from RefSeq and is a predicted model, not a curated record. The transcript is spliced from 7 exons. The coding region runs from base 153 to 1655 and encodes 500 amino acids. Lineage: Eukaryota; Viridiplantae; Streptophyta; Magnoliopsida; Brassicales; Brassicaceae.